Molecule: messenger RNA, 1917 nt
Organism: Condylostylus longicornis
Lineage: Eukaryota; Metazoa; Arthropoda; Insecta; Diptera; Dolichopodidae
Product: proton-coupled amino acid transporter-like protein CG1139
Exons: 7
Coding region: 213-1616 (467 amino acids)
Biological process (GO): amino acid transmembrane transport
Cellular component (GO): vacuolar membrane
Molecular function (GO): amino acid transmembrane transporter activity
Source: RefSeq, a predicted model, not a curated record
AAACAUAAAGUGAAUUUGAAAAAAAGAAGUUUGAAGAUUUUUUCAUAGAAAUUUAAAUAAUUUGCACCUUGUUGUUUUAACAUAAUUUAAUUAAACAAUUUAAAAGUGUAUAAAUAAAUGCAAAUUACAUUUUAAACAUUACAUACAAAAAUUAUUAUAUUGCACAAAAACAGAUACUAGCAAAAAUUGAUAUUUUGACAUAAAUUUUAAAAAUGGCGGAAAAAACACCACCUGCGUCAUUAAGUCAACCAGGACGGGAUAAUAAUGAAAAAACCGGAUCAGUUUUUACACUAGAUAAUUUUAGUUCAAGAGCUGAAUUAACUGAAAAAGGUUUACAAUAUGAAGAUGAUUAUAAUCCAUUUGAGAAUCGUGAUCAAGAAAAUUCAAAUUCAACUAUGGGUUCAUUAGCUCAUUUAUUAAAAAGCUCUCUUGGUAGCGGAAUAUUAGCAAUGCCAAUGGCAUUUAAAAAUGCUGGAUUAUUAUUUGGUCUUCUUGGUACUGUAAUUGUUGGUUUCUUAUGUACACAUUGUGUUCAUAUAUUGGUAAAAACUUCACAUCAAAUCUGUAAAGAUAUUCGUGUGCCAUGUUUAGGUUUUGCUGAAACAGCUGAAAAGGUUUUUGAAAAUGGACCAAAAAUUGUUCGACCUUGGUCAAAUUUUGCAAAGCAAUUUGUCGAUGGUUCAUUGAUGGCAACAUAUUUUGCUGCAAGUUGUGUCUAUAUUGUAUUUAUAGCAACAUCACUACACGACGUUGUCAAUUAUGAUUUAAAUCUUGAUUGGGAUGUUAGAAUUUAUAUUGUUUUCACAUUAAUUCCAAUAUUAUUUUUGGGUCAAAUUAGAAAUUUAAAAUGGCUGGUACCAUUUUCGGCAACAGCAAAUGUAUUUAUUAUUGUUACAUUUGCAAUUACUUUAUAUUAUAUGUUUAAUGUGGAAUUACAUUUUGAUGAUAAACCACUUUUUGCUCAAGUUCAUACAUUACCAUUAUUUUUUGCAACUGUGAUAUUUGCAAUGGAAGGAAUUGGUGUUGUUAUGCCAGUUGAAAAUACAAUGAAAAAACCUCAACAUUUCUUAGGAUGUCCAGGUGUUUUAAAUACAGCAAUGAUAACAGUUAUUAUUUUGUAUGCAACAAUAGGAUUCUUUGGAUAUGUUCGAUAUGGUGAUAAAAUUCUUGGAAGUAUUACACUUAAUCUAAAAGAAGGAGAACCGUUAGCUGAUACUGCAAAAUUAUUAAUGGCUAUUGCUAUACUUUUUACAUAUGGAUUACAAUUUUUUGUACCUAUGGAUAUUUUAUGGAGAAAAAUACAACAUAAAAUCCCAGAGAAUCGCCAUAAUAUAACACAAUUUGUUUUAAGAAGUGGAAUUAUAUUUAUAACUGGAGGCAUUGCUGCCGGAGUACCAAAAUUAGAACCAUUUAUUUCUUUAGUUGGUGCUGUUUUCUUUUCAUUAUUAGGUUUGUUUGUACCAAGCUUUGUUGAAACUGUUUACUUAUAUCCAGAUCGAUUGGGACCUUACAAAGUUAUAUUAUUAAAAAAUGUUGUUUUAGGAUUAUUUGCAAUAUUUGCACUUAUUAGCGGUGCUGCUGUUAGUAUAGAAGAAAUUAUUAAAUUUUAUUCUUAAAUAUUAUGUCAUACAAAAAUUAAUUGAUAAAUGUUAAAAAGUCAUAUACUGUUUAAUUAAUUUAGAACCAACAAAAAACAUUUAGUUUUUUGUUAGAUAUUUCCAUGCGAAUUAUAUUUUGUUACAUAAUCUAAUUAGGAUUUCAAAUAUUUGCACUUUGUUUUUGCCCAGUUUAAGGAUUUUAUGUAUGCAAAAGUAAUUCUGUGAAUCUAGUUUUUAAUAUAAUCAUUGUUAUUUAUGACUCAUUGUUUAUUGUAUGUAUAUAUAUGUACUUAUAAUGAUCGUGUAUUUAUAUAUUAAU